AUGAAUAAUGCUCAGUGGAUAAUUGCUGAAUGUGCUAAGAGAGAAUCAGAAUAUUGUAAGUGGCAUGUACGUGCUCUGAAAUGCAAUGUUAAUGAUUUCUUUUACAUAAAGGAAUUAGACAACAAUCACACCUGUAAAGGUGUUUUGAGGGAGCAAACAAGUAGCCAUUUAGGAUCACAUGUUGUCAAAUCAGAGAUAUCAAAUGAGUUGAAGGCGAAUCCUACUCUUAAGCCGAGACAGAUUAUGGAUCGUUUUAAGCAUUCAUUUGGAUUAGAUAUUUCAUAUAGAAGUGCUUGGUAUGCAAGGGAGUUGCGAGGAAAGAUGUCCAUGGUGAUGAUGGCAAUUCCUAUUCUCAGUUGUUGUGGUAUCGUGAUGCCAUUUUGGAAAGCAAUCCCGGAUCCUAUUGCAGGAUUCCGAGAACAAUGCAAAAUUGGUAAAUGGUUUUUUGAUCAUCUCUACAACAUCUUGUCAACCCAAGGGAGAAUUGUGACUUUUGUCACGGAUCGAAAUGGUGGACUCUUGAAUGCAGUGGCUAGUGUUUUCCCUGACUCUCCUCAUUCUUAUUGUUACUACCACUUGAAGGAGAAUGUUAGAGCUUUGUACAGAAAUCUUUCUGGGUAUUUUGUUGACAAGCUUGUGGAGGAAUUCAUGAAAGUUGCAUAUUCUCCUACAAUAGCAAGCUACAACUUCAAUUUGCAGAAUCUGAAGAGAGAAGGUGGGAAGCCUAUUGAAUCGUUUCUAACACACCUUCCUCUAGACAAGUGGUGUAAUGCCUUCUUUAGAGGAUCAAGGUAUGGUGAAAUGGCGAAUAGCAUUGCUAAAUCAUUUAAUAGUUGGUGUGGCCCUUUGCGUGAACUUCCUGUUUUUGAUUUUCUUGAAGGUUUGAGGGUUAAGGUCAUGGAGAACAUGUCUGAGAGGGAGGUUGAGUGCAAAAAGUGGAACACUGUGUUGUGUCCUCCAAUGGAGGCUUUGUUGAAAAAGUUUAUGGAUGUGGGGCGUCAUUGGUCAGUUAGCAUGUCUAGUGAGACUCUUUUGGAGGUUCAUGCUGAAAAAUCGGUUGCUGUUGAUCUUGAGAACGGCACUUGUUCUUGCCGUCAAUGGCAAAUCAACUCAUUCCCAUGUUCACACGCUCUUGCUGCCAUCCAGAAAGUUGGAGAUCUACCUGUGUAUGCCUACAUUGAGUACUUUCACACUUGCCAAAGCUACAUUGAGGCGUACGAGCAUGGUAUUCAGCCAAUACCUAAUAUUGACAAGUUUUAUGUGGAUGCAGCAACUUCAUCUGCAGUUGUGCAGCCUCCCUUGGUUAGGAGGCCAUCUGGUCAGCCAAAAUCAGUUCGGAUGAAGUCUGCUGCAGAAGGUGGGACAAGGAGAGCAAUCAGGUGUGGUCAGUUAGGGCGCCACAACAAGGCAACAUGCACAACACCAAUCUGA
Fragaria vesca subsp. vesca is the source of this 1431-nucleotide messenger RNA. RefSeq lists its product as uncharacterized. Lineage: Eukaryota; Viridiplantae; Streptophyta; Magnoliopsida; Rosales; Rosaceae. The record is from RefSeq and is a predicted model, not a curated record. The transcript is spliced from 2 exons. The coding region runs from base 1 to 1431 and encodes 476 amino acids.